Phyllopteryx taeniolatus (common seadragon) is the source of this 4874-nucleotide messenger RNA. RefSeq names its product EMAP like 1 (gene eml1). Gene Ontology annotation, cellular component: mitotic spindle. The record is from RefSeq and is a predicted model, not a curated record. Gene Ontology annotation, molecular function: microtubule binding. The transcript has 24 exons. Gene Ontology annotation, biological process: microtubule cytoskeleton organization. Bases 485 to 3007 code for a protein of 840 amino acids. Lineage: Eukaryota; Metazoa; Chordata; Actinopteri; Syngnathiformes; Syngnathidae.
GGAAAGGCUGGGCUCUCCCUAGCAUUAUCUAAACACACGCAAAAGCACGCAGCCACGCAGCAAACGCGUCUGCCCACUCAAAUGCUCCUAAAGCUGUUUUUCUGCUGGAGCGAGAGCCAACAGCUGUUGAGGACAGACGAGAGGAACAGAGGGGAAGAGGAGGAGGUGGAAGAAGAAAAACCUCUUAAACUUCUGUCAGUCCAGUUCAGUCAGUCUUCAGGGUGAGAGCCUUCUCUUGGAGUAUUUUUUUUUUUAAAUUCUCCUAUUUGACAUAAGGUGGAGGAAGAAGAGGGAACUGGAGUUCAUACAAGUGAAUGGGUUGCUAUGGUUACUCACCCAGGGAGCCUGACCCGUGCAGAGUGAAUGGAGGGAGCGCCAAGUGAAACGAUAAACUAGGCAAAGGGAGUCAUUGGAGAAAAAGAGAGAGAGUGAGAGAAGAGAGGAGAGGUGGUGGAUAGCAGAGAAAGUGGAGCAGAGUCUGAGAAUGGAGGACGGCUUUUCCAGCUACAGCAGCUUGUAUGACACCUCGUCGCUACUGCAGUUCUGCAAUGAUGACAGCGCGUCAGCAUCCAGCAGCAUGGAGGUCACCGACCGCAUCGCCUCCCUGGAGCAGAGGGUCCAGAUGCAGGAGGACGAGAUCCAGCUGCUCAAGUCCGCUCUGGCCGACGUGGUCCGCCGGCUGAACGUGUCUGAGGAGCAGCAGGCCAUGAGCUUACGUCGAGGGCCCACCAAAGAACCUGCUUUGAUGAGAAAGUCUCCCUCGGCAGACAGCCAUGUUGGGAAGUCAGCCCGGCCAAUGAUAGCCACCUUGCCGUUAAGACCCUCAGUCAACAACGGGACUAUUCUACCAAAGAAAGGCGGUGGCACUCUGCCCUCUCCGUCCGGAUCUGGAUCCAGGAAGGACACCAGCACAGCAUCCACCAGGAGCACGGUGAGGAGAGCCAACUCCAAUGAGCACGUGGGGUCUCUCACGCGGAAAGAUUCGGGUGACUCCAAAGGCAACCGAACUCGUGCUGGGUCCACAGGCAGCAAUUCCAGUGGCAAAAGAAGUGACAGCAAGCAGAGGGACCCAGUGUUCAACGCAGGGAUGCGACGUGUGACACACUGCAAAGAGGAAGGGUAUGUGAAAAUGUAUUUGAAGGGCCGUCCCAUCACCAUGUUCAUGCCCAAAGACCAAGUGGAUGGGUACUGUCUGGAGGCCAGAGCCGACCUUCCGGCCAACAAGCUCAAACUGGACUGGGUCUAUGGCUACCGUGGUCGAGACUGCCGCUCAAAUCUUUACUUGUUGCCCACUGGAGAAACCGUGUACUUCAUUGCCUCUGUGGUUGUCCUGUUCAACGUGGACGAGCAGCUGCAGAGACACUACACUGGACACACGGAUGACAUUAAAUGCUUGGCAGUCCACCCUGAUAAAAUCACCAUAGCAACCGGGCAGGUGGCCGGCACCUCUUUAGAGGGUAAAUUGGCUCCACAUAUUCGCGUGUGGGACUCAGUCAGCCUCAACACCCUCCAUGUUCUGGGAGCCGCUUACUUUGAGCGAGCCCUUGUCUGCUUGGCUUUCUCCAAGUCGAAUGGAGGAAACACACUGUGUGUUGUUGACGACUCUAACGACCACGUGUUGUCUGUUUGGGACUGGCAGCGAGAAGACCGACUGGCUGAGGUUAAGACGUCCAACGACACAGUGUUUGCUGCAGAUUUUCACCCGACUGACAGCAACAUCAUGGUGACCUGUGGCAAGUCACAUCUCCAUUUUUGGAACCUGGAAAAAGGCAUGCUGGUCAAGAAGCAAGGACUUUUUGAGAAACAGGAGAAGCCCAAGUUCGUUUUAUGUGUGACCUUUGCAGAAAAUGGAGAUACCAUCACUGGAGACUCAAGUGGGAACAUCUUGGUGUGGGGGAAAGGCACUAAUCGCAUCAGCCACGUCAUCCACGGAGCUCACGAGGGCAGCAUCUUUGCCCUGUGCAUGCUGAGGAACGGCACUCUGGUGUCUGGAGGCAAAGACUGCCGCCUCAUCUCUUGGGACAGCGGCUACCAGCAAAUCCAAGCAGUGGAGGUGCCUGAUUUGUUUGGUCCCAUCCGGACUGUAGCAGAAGGCAGAGGGGACACCGUUCUCAUCGGAACCACAAAAAACUUUGUUUUGCAAGGCAGCUUAGACGGAGAGUUUGUUCCCAUUACUCAGGGUCAUACUGAUGAGUUGUGGGGUCUGGCUGUGCAUCCCUGUAAGGCCCAUUUUCUCACCUGUGGCUAUGACAGGCAUGUCUGCCUGUGGGAUUCCAGUUCACAUCAGCUCGUCUGGAGUAAAAAUAUGGACGACACUGCCCAGUCAGCAGCCUUCCACCCGUCUGGAGCUGUUGUUGCGAUAGGAAGCCAGAUUGGAAGGUGGCUGGUACUGGACACCGACUCAAAGGAUUUAGUCACAGUGCACACAGAUGGGAAUGAGCAGCUUUCUGUUAUGAGCUUUGGCCCAGAUGGCAACUUCCUGGCCAUCGGCUCUCAUGACAGCUACAUCUACGUCUACGCCGUGGCAGAAAACGGCAGGAAGUACAGCAGAGUGGGGAAGUGCUCAGGUCACUCCAGUUUCAUCACCCACCUGGACUGGUCAGUGGACUCCCAGUAUCUGGUGUCUAACUCAGGAGACUACGAGAUACUGUACUGGAUCCCCUCCGUGUGCAAACAGGUGGUCAGCAUGGAGACCAUUAGAGAUAUUGAAUGGGCCACUCACUCCUGCACUCUUGGCUUUCAGGUUUUCGGCAUGUGGUCCGAUGGCUCAGACGGCACCGACAUCAAUGCUGGCAGCAGGUCCAAUGAUAAGAGCCUGCUUGCUACCGGGGAUGACUUUGGGAAGGUCCACCUCUUCUCCUUCCCCUGUUCUCAGUUCAGGGCUCCCAGCCAUGUUUACGGUGGCCACAGCAGCCACGUGACCAACGUGACCUUCCUGUGUAACGACAGCUGCCUGGUGUCGACCGGAGGGAAGGACAUGAGUGUGAUGCAAUGGAGGAUAGUCUGAGCGGCAAGACUUGGAAAACAUGAACUUUGCUCUGCAGCUGGUCACUCCAGGCAGAAGCAAAACCCAACUGCACUACGACGGAACCAAGUGAAAUGCCUAAAAAUGUGGAUCUGAACUGAGGUGAAUUAACAAAGGCUUUUCUUUGCGGGUCUGCUUUCAGGUCCCUGAUCAAAUGAACUGGUGAGGUGUGAUGUGUUGCUUAGUGUUUCUCCCUUUUUUUCUUCUUCAUUCAAUCACACUACAUGUAAAAUCCCUCCAACAUACUGUAGCGCAGUGUUUCCCAACCUUAACUGAGCCAUGGCACAUAUUUUACAUUCGAAAAAAUCUCACAGCACACUCACUACCAAACAAAAAUGUCACAAAUAGUGUCCGCACAGGAUAAUAUAUUGUAUCAUCUGCCAUCUACAGGAAGAGCGAUUAAUUGUUCUGGCUGUAACUACACAUUGUUGGCGUGGAUAGAGGAACAAGCAUACAUUAUUUGCAGUAAAUAAUGUUGUACCAAUGAAGUGAAAUUGGAUAAUUUUCCACAGCACACUUGAUGACCUCAACCGGCACACUUUUUGGAAAACACUGCUGUAGUCCACUCACAUGAGAUGCAGAAUCCAAAUUUAAAAAGAACCAAAGGCUCUUUAUGACACAAUGUGUGCAAUUUUGCACUCUCCUGUCACAGCUUAAGGACUGAACUUUUUUUUAUUUUUGACUGACAUUACACUAAUCAAGCGAAAGGCAGAGUAUUGGAAGGAAAACUUUGCAUGGAAAGUUUUUUUUUGUAUUCGUUUAUUUUCUAUUGUAUUAAACCACUCAGGAAACCCCCUGGCAAAGUACAACCCUUCUCAUGACAACACCAGAUAAAUUACACACAUCCCCUUAACAACGAAAUUCCUUUUUAACUAUCAGGGGGCACUUUUCAAUCGUCAAAGGGCCAUCGAUCAAACAAUUAUUUUAUGAGCUUUUGUGGGUUAAAUGUCUGUGGGCUUUUUAUAACAGUUCUUCUGAGGCUAUAUUUAUUUUGAGAAUUGCAUGGCGGCCUCAUUCACACGCUCUUGCGGGGUCGUAGGUUCCCCACCCCCUAGCGUAAACACAUCUUGCUAAGUUGCACUUGAUUUAUAUGUAUGAAUUUACAAACUGUGUAUUCUAGAUAUUUAACUCAGAAGACAUUAACACCUCAAAUACAAACAUUAACCGGUGAGUUGUUUGUGCUUCCAAAUGUCCAAAAAGACACCUUAUAAAAAAAAAAAAGAAAACAUUUCUUUAUAUAAAAGGAAAAAAGAGGCUUGUCUAAUUUGAGGUGAAAAUGGGUGAAUUGAGGCUGUGUGUUUUUGUGUGUGUAAAUGCCACCUGCAAGGGGAAUCCAUAACAAGCUUUUUGUUGGGUUCUUCAAUGAACGGUAUCUUUCUAUUGCUGACUGCAGCCAUUGAGUGGAAGGAUGAGACCGUAUCACUGUAACUGCCUGAUGUGCUCCUCCAUGGUGUGCGCUUGGUCAAGGCAACAAAUCUUUAAUUAAACUUAGUUGUUGUUGUUGGUGGGCUUUUUUUUUUUUGUAAUUCUAUAAUAGAUGAAAAGACUCAUUCAGUCUAUUAAGAGAGGGACAGCAUAUUGAGGCUUAAUUGAGCUUUCCAGGAACCAGUAAUGUUUUCUUUCCACCCUGUGAUCUGUGAAUCAUCUACUGUGCUGUGCAGGUACAUUUCACACUCAAAACAUUGCUUUGGUUUGGAGUCAAAAGGAUAUCGCUUUGAUAAGGCGCAUGCUGUAAACUGGAAUUUGUCUUCCCAUGAUGCACCUGGACCCGCAAUUACCACGAAACAUUUAACAUUUGUCUGCCAGAUAAAACCAAAUAAAACUCCCAGGAUUUUGUGUCCAAACUGAA